CAACAUCCUCGACUUCGCGCUCACUCUCAACUACAUCUUCAACGCACACUCAUUACAGGGAGGAGACGCUGUCCACCAUGGGCAUCCAAGGCCUCCUCCCCCUCCUCAAGGAGGUGCAGCAGCCGCGCCACAUAUCUGACUUUCGAGGCAAGACUCUCGCGGUUGACGCGUAUGUCUGGCUUCACAAGGGCGCGUUCGGGUGCGCCGAGGACCUCGUAAAGGGCCGCAAAACGACAAAGUUUGUGGACUAUGCCAUGUUUCGCGUGCGCAUGCUGCAGCACCACAACAUCAGACCCUUUGUCGUCUUUGAUGGUGGUCCGCUGCCCGCUAAGCGCGGCACUGAGGACUCGCGCGCCAAAUCACGCGCUGAUCAUCUCGCCCGCGCGAGAAGCUACGAGGCGCAGGGGCGCGCCAAGGACGCGCGCGACGCGUACACCAAGUGUGUAGACAUCACGCCCGAGAUGGCUUACCAGCUCAUCAAGGCGCUUCGUGCAGAAGGUAUCGACUAUGUCGUGGCGCCAUACGAGGCCGACGCGCAGCUGUACUACCUCGAGCGAGAGGGUGUCGUCGAUGGCAUCAUCACAGAGGACUCUGAUCUUCUCGUGUUCGGCUGCAAGACAGUCAUCUUCAAACUCGAGAAGGACGGGUCGUGCGUGUCGAUCGAGUCUAGGCGCUUUGGCGAGGUGCGAGAAUUAGACCUGACCAACUGGACCAACCUGCAGUUUCGCCGCAUGGCCAUGCUGUCGGGAUGCGAUUAUCUCCCAUCAAUUCCAGGAAUCGGAGUAAAGAAGGCGCAUCGGCUGCUCCGGCGCUGCAAGACCGUCGACAAAGUCUUGAAGUCUCUCCGACUCGAGGGGGCACAUCUCAUCCCACCCACCUACGCCAAAGACUUUGAGCGAGCCGAGAAGGCCUUCCUUUAUCAGCGCGUUUUCUGUCCCCACGAGCGCAAAUUGGUCCUACUCAAUGAGCCACAUGAGGAGCUCAGCGAAGACGACCAGCAGUGGGUCGGUUUAGAUGUGGAGAUUGAGAUCGCUCGUGGGAUGGCCACUGGAGAUCUCCACCCAGAAACGCGGACACCCAUCGACGACCUCUGGCCCCACUUCCAGCCAACACCACGGAAAGGCAAGGGUCUUGUCGCCGGUUCCGGCGGGACACUCGAUGCUUUCAUCAAGCGGAUUCCGCGCACGAAGUCGACACCAGCAUUGCGGCCAAGUCACCCACGCAUCGGCGGACUGGCCAACGGGCCCACCAGGAUGUCAGACCUCCCAAGUCUCACUCCCAAACCUCUGCGCAAAUACAAUUCUGAGCCAGCCCCCAUCCCCCCGCCACAAGCCAGUGCUGGAACGAAGAGCAAGUUUUUCGCCAGGAAGGUUCAGCCUGUUGUUGAGGAGCCGGCAGAGGUCAUCGACCUGCUGUACGAGGACUCGACACAGGUUGCGUCUCCACCUCGGCUUGAGCGCGAGGCCACUCCCGAGGAUAUCCCUUCGCCCAUCCAGCGACACCGCUCGCUCUCACACAUAUCUACCAUUUACAACUCACCAGCCGCGGAGCGAUUGGAUCUUCAGGAAGACGCCGACGACGAUGACGUUCCCUUCACGUCCCCUGUAUCCGUGCACUCUGGCUUUGAUACCAUCCCAGGCUCAACUCCGCGCAAGAGCAAGGACUUCGUCGACGAGGCUGAGCCACCUCGGCCGGAACCUUCGUCGCCGACCCCGACUCAGCGCUCGCGCUUGUCGCAAUGGCUUGUUCCCCCCACACUGCCCGUCUCACAGGCUGCCGCGACGAUAGCCUCGUCGCAGAGAUCAGACUGGUCGGAGGAGGAGUACGGACCAGAAGAUUAUGUCGUCUGCGCGCCUCUGCGGCCCGUCACAAGUGUGCUCGUUCCGCCAUCCUCGCCAUGGCCGAGGUCUGUCCAGCCCGCGAGGGCCAUACAGAGCCACCUCUCAUCCGAGUCGGCACCGGACGACGAGAUUGUCACGCCGUCACCUUUGAAUGGAUCUAAGCGACGGAGACCAGUCGAAGACUUGGACCCAGCCGAGCAAGCUCGAGAAGCACGUGCGAAGACUGUGGCCGCUGGGUGGCGAGAGAAGUACGCUCUCAAGGCAACAUCCUUCACCCCUCCUGCGCGCCGAACCGGCGGCCGCCCCUCGGUCCCCGGCUUCCCCGUGACUGCCAUGUCGAACGCAUUGAGUCCGCUGUCCAUCAAUAUUCCUCGCGAGUACGAGACACCGAAGGCCGCUGCACCAGCGCCUUUCCCAGCCAAGUUGCGGCACGUUGAGGCGCGCCGCCAGCCUGUUCCAGCGGCUAAACCGAGUCCUCAGCCGUUCGGCGUGUCGGGCUCGACGCUGGAGCGAUUCCGCUACAAGAGACAGUGAAGACGCUACCGACCGAGGCGCGAUUGUAUGUAUCAGUAUUCUGUAUUCGUAGACCAUGCAUGCAUGAUUAUACACUUGGGA
Molecule: messenger RNA, 2456 nt
Organism: Cutaneotrichosporon oleaginosum
Lineage: Eukaryota; Fungi; Basidiomycota; Tremellomycetes; Trichosporonales; Trichosporonaceae
Biological process (GO): mismatch repair; DNA double-strand break processing; DNA recombination
Cellular component (GO): nucleus
Molecular function (GO): metal ion binding; 5'-3' DNA exonuclease activity; DNA binding
Source: RefSeq, a predicted model, not a curated record